Ramularia collo-cygni is the source of this 1818-nucleotide messenger RNA. Its product is annotated as related to PHO89-Na+/phosphate co-transporter. The coding region runs from base 1 to 1818 and encodes 605 amino acids. Gene Ontology annotation, biological process: phosphate ion transmembrane transport. Lineage: Eukaryota; Fungi; Ascomycota; Dothideomycetes; Mycosphaerellales; Mycosphaerellaceae. Gene Ontology annotation, cellular component: membrane. The record is from RefSeq and is a predicted model, not a curated record. The transcript has 6 exons.
AUGCUUACAGAAUAUACCUAUGUCUUCGCCAUUGGCACGUUCUUCGCCUUACUGGAAGCAUACAACAACGGUGCUAACGAUGUCGCGAACGCUUGGGCUACGAGUGUGUCGUCUCGCUCGGUCACAUACCAGCAGGCAAUGAUUCUAUGUCUCAUCUUCGAAAUGACCGGUGCCCUCACCGUCGGCGCACGUACAGCCUCUACCAUCAAAAAUGGCAUUAUCCCGAUCGCGGCUUUCAACGGCAACGCUCCUGUGCAGCUCCUUGCAUUCACCUGCGCGGCCGCCGGUGCUUCUAUCUGGGUUAUGUGGUGUACUCGCAACUCCGCCCAUGUGUCUUCGACGUAUUCUCUUGUCUCCUCGAUUGCUGGUGUCGGAGUUGCUGCGGUUGGAGCUCGUAACGUUGAGUGGGGAUGGAGUGGUGGAUCUGGUCUCGGCGCCAUCUUCUCGGGUCUGAUUCUUGCUCCCCUCGGCUCCGCCGCCUUUGCCUCAAUUAUCUUCCUCUUGAUCAAGCUCACGGUCCACGUGCGGAAAGAUCCCGUUCCGUGGGCUGUCUGGACAUCUCCAUUCUUUUUCUUGAUUGCAGGCACCAUUUGUACCUUAUCCGUCGUGUACAAGGGAUCUCCCAGACUCGGUCUGACCGACAAACCUGCGUGGUACAUCGCCUCCGUCACCCUCGGUGUUGGCUUCGGACUCUUCGUAUUGGCAGCCAUCUUUUUCGUUCCAUACGUACAUGCCAAGGUCAUUAAGAAAGACUACACCCUCAAGCUGUACCACAUUUUCCUGGGCCCUGCUCUUUUCUCCCGUCCAGCUCCCCCUGACGCCGAAUUCGCCAAAGUCCCAAACUACGCUGUGUUGCAGCACGGUCUCGAGCACGCAGACCGCGUGCUACCCCCAACCCUAGAUGAAUCUGCGGCCGAUUCUACUGGCGAGAAACAGAGAGCCGUCGAGUCUGGCAGCCAGUCCGGAUCUGAUGAGUCUGGUGCUCCGCCCCCUCAGCAUACUCAUGCUGAAUACAAGGCUCUCCUGGCACAGGCUCGCGAGCAGCAUCAUGCUGAUCUCCGUAAAGGCCGUGGACUUCUUGGGUGGGCGAUGCGCUGCUGUCAUCGUAACCGUCUUGGUGCUGGAUCCGUCUACGAAUUGCACAACCUCAAAGCUAUCGUCAAGCGCCUUCCUGCUCAGGUUGUUGUUGCUGCUUUGUAUGGUGUACACUUCGAUAUCCACAAGUCUCAGCUUGGCGUUUUGGGUACACCGGAAGGAAAGCGCAUGGACCGCGUCUACAGCAACGCACCGAAAUACUCUAAUGAGGUUGAGUACCUUUACUCUUUCGUUCAGAUCAUCACUGCCUGCACAGCAUCUUUUGCACAUGGUGCUAACGAUGUGGGAAAUGCCGUUGGUGUUUGGGCGGCCAUGUACUCUGCGUGGAGCACUGGCGAGACCGUAGGUGCUAAAGCCGAUGUUCCUCUUUGGCAAAUCGCCGUAAUUGCCUUGACCAUCUGCAUUGGUUUCAUGACCUAUGGCUACAACAUCAUGCGAGUCAUGGGCAACAAGAUCACUUAUCAUUCCCCAUCCCGUGGAUCAUCUAUGGAAAUGGGAGCCGCCAUUACYAUUCUUAUCUUCUCCCAGUACAAGCUUCCAGUCUCGACAUCCAUGUGUAUUACUGGGGCAACCGUGGGUGUGGGCUUGAUGAACGGUACUUUCAAGGCCGUUAACUGGCAGCGUGUGGGCUUGCUGUUCUUUUCAUGGGUCAUGACGAUCCCGAUUGCUGGCCUUAUUGGUGGUAUCACGAUGGGUCUGUUCCUCAACGCUCCGAGUUACUAA